AUGCCGUCGUUGCUUGGCCUUCCCCUGGAACUCCUGGUGCAGAUCGUACAAGAAACAAUCCCGGUGGAUUUCGAAGCCACUGCCCUCUCUUGUAAGACUCUCUUUGCUGCCAGCACUCCUUUUCGAGCGCAAUAUGCUACACGGCGGAAACGGUUUCGAAACUUCACAUUUUCGCGAAAAUCCGAAGAAAAACCACAAGGGGCAGAAGAAUCUGACUCUGGCGAAUAUUGGGAUGAGAUUACCCAGGAAACAGGCAUCCGCAUCAUGAGCACGCGGGAACUGUUGGAACAUAUCGCUCUGGACCACUCUGUGGCGCAAUACAUACAAUCUAUUGACCUCAGGGGGUCCGUAGGUGUAGAUGAAGAGGAAGAGGAAGAUGUGAUAAACUUCCUGGAAGCUGAGGUACCUGAGACUCUAAGGAACUUCGUCCUUACGUCGCCCUUCAUCGAAGCCGUGAGGGGAGAUGUCGACGAUUGGAUUAAAGGAAUCCGAUGGUCCAUGAUACAUGCAGAUGUCUUCCUCCUGACCUUGUUAUCGCAAGUACGAAAGGUGGCUCUACACCCACGGUGGGAUGAACUGGAUCCUCUUGGUACACAUGACAUGUGGCCGGGGACGAAUGAACCUCUUUGGGCUGCACUCAAACUGAUUACCCACCGGGCCAAUCGCCCUGCGGAAUUUCCGGACGCGCCAUUAUCCCUGCUCUCCGCCGUGCAGCCAUCUCGUGAUAUCGGCUAUGAUGAGAAGUCCCCGUUGACACCAUUUGUGCCAUUCCUGGCAAUCAAUUCCGUGUCUGAAGUCUCCCUACGCAGUUGCAUCUUGAAGGAUGACGGGUACACUGGGAUAGCGUUUGACCCAAUGGUUGGAUGUUAUAGCACGAACCUACGAAAACUGACUUUGGAGUCAAGUGUCGCUGGCCCGGAGGAGCUGUCACAGUUACUCAAGCGAAUUCCAAACCUGGAGAUAUUUGAGUUUUCGCACGAAACCAAGUGGCAUGGCUGUGGCUAUAACUGGAACAUUGGUGCAUUUCUGGACACGGUGCAGAUUGUCUGCGCAGGGACACUCAGGGAAUUGUCGGUGACAGUACUUAAUAACUGGGGUAAUAAGGGAGCCACACUGAUGGAUAUGACUCGUUUUCAGAAAUUGGCUGUUCUUGAAUUGGACGUUGACAUGCUGUGCGGUCCCGCAUAUGAUCCCUCGAUGAGAGAUUUGGAAUGGGAUGAAUUUGAGUCUGUUGGCAGUCCGGCCUGGCCUAGACUGACUGAUAUGUUGCCCGCAUCCAUUGAAAGGUUCAGCUUGUAUCUCAACACAUUUGAUGGCGAUCAUCUGAGGUGCAUCUCCUAUUUAAUUGAGGGCCUUUCAGAUGUUCGGGCCACAAGGCUGCCCCAUCUGAACAAACUAUGCCUUUUUGUGCGUAUGGAUUCAGACUCGGUGAUUCCGGACGUGGCACUAAAGGAAUUAAAUGCUGCGAAGAGCAGUGGAUUUUCAAUUCUGAAGCUUGGAACGUCCACCUCCAUUUUAUAA
Penicillium mononematosum is the source of this 1521-nucleotide messenger RNA. RefSeq lists its product as uncharacterized. Lineage: Eukaryota; Fungi; Ascomycota; Eurotiomycetes; Eurotiales; Aspergillaceae. The record is from RefSeq and is a predicted model, not a curated record. The coding region runs from base 1 to 1521 and encodes 506 amino acids. The transcript has a single exon.